AUGAGCGAUGAACGAGAACCAACAGCUUCCUCGAGCAAUGGCGUCCGCAAGUUUGAAAGAAAACAAAUAGCUGAAAAGGAGAGAUCUACUGUUAAAGGCAACCGUCCACGACCUGGGUUUUCUGAUUCAUUUUCAAGUAUUGACUUGGAAACUUUAGACAUUGAAGAGGGAGGCCUACCUGAACACUCUCCCAGGAGUCAAGGGUCUGAAACCCCAGGUUCAAAGGCCAGCACUUCUGAUUCGGAGAGUCAGGGGGCUUUAAUAGGCAAUUCACCUAAUAAUAAUAACCAAUGGCGUGGUUUCUUUAAGUUACUGAAGAAAGGAUCCCAAAUGCCUUUUCAAACUUUUCAUCCACUUAAAAAUGUUCCUAAACUGACAAGAAGAAAAAGCAAGAGAAUCAGGGAGGACCUGAUUCCAUCUCUGAAUUCUCCAGCUCUCCAGUCAUCUUUUGACACUGACUUUAGCUGCUUCAAAUCUUCCUGGAAAAACUUCACUCUCGCGGAGAUCUUGACUGCAACAAAUGACUUUAGCCAAGAGAAUUUGAUUGGGGAGGGAGGCUAUGCCGAGGUUUAUUUGGGGAAAUUGGACGAUGGAAACUUUGUUGCCAUUAAACGGUUGACAAGAGGGAACCAAGAGGAAAUGACUGCAGAUUUCUUGUCUGAGCUUGGCAUUAUUGUACACGUGGAUCACCCCAAUAUAGCUAGAUUGAUUGGAUAUGGUGUUGAAGGAGGAAUGUUUCUCGUUCUUCAAUUGUCUCCACAUGGUAGCUUGUCAUCAAUACUUUAUGGACCUAGAGAGAAACUGAAUUGGAACCUCAGAUAUAAGAUUAUUUUGGGGACUGCUGAGGGCCUCCGUUAUCUGCAUGAGGGGUGUCAAAGAAGGAUCAUUCACAAAGAUAUUAAGGCUUCUAAUAUUCUGCUCUCAGAGGAUUUUGAGCCCCAGAUAUCUGAUUUUGGGCUUGCAAAGUGGUUACCUGACCAAUGGACUCACCAUACUGUCUCCAAAGUGGAAGGCACAUUCGGCUAUCUUCCUCCUGAAUUCUUCAUGCAUGGUAUAGUAGAUGAAAAGACAGAUGUCUAUGCUUAUGGUGUGCUAUUAUUGGAGCUCAUUACUGGUCGACAAGCUUUGGAUAGCUCACAGAAAAGUCUGGUGAUGUGGGCAAAACCUUUGCUAUCUGCGAAUAAGAUCAAAGAGCUUGUGGAUCCAGUUUUGGUUGGUGCUUACGAUGAAGAGCAGAUGAAACUUGUAAGCUUAACAGCUUCUCUAUGUGUAGACCAAUCUUCGAUUCAGCGACCAGAUAUGAGCCAGGUGUUAGACAUUCUAAGAGGGGAAGAAGAUAGCGUAAGAAUCAUAAAAGAACGGGCGAAGUCAAAACUUCAGAGGACAUACUCUGAAGAACUCUUGGAUGCAGAAGAGUACAACUCAACGAAGUUUUUGAAUGAGAGGGAUCGACAUAUGGAGACUAUUCUAGGCUCAGUUACAGACGAAUGA
Molecule: messenger RNA, 1491 nt
Organism: Sphenostylis stenocarpa
Lineage: Eukaryota; Viridiplantae; Streptophyta; Magnoliopsida; Fabales; Fabaceae
Source: the annotation of a GenBank genome assembly